This is a messenger RNA of Diorhabda carinulata, 5638 nucleotides long. It is a transcript of the gene nompC, whose product is annotated as serine/threonine-protein phosphatase 6 regulatory ankyrin repeat subunit A. The transcript is spliced from 21 exons. Bases 243 to 5417 code for a protein of 1724 amino acids. Lineage: Eukaryota; Metazoa; Arthropoda; Insecta; Coleoptera; Chrysomelidae. Gene Ontology annotation, biological process: calcium ion transmembrane transport; GPI anchor biosynthetic process. Gene Ontology annotation, cellular component: membrane; glycosylphosphatidylinositol-N-acetylglucosaminyltransferase (GPI-GnT) complex. Gene Ontology annotation, molecular function: protein binding; calcium channel activity. The record is from RefSeq and is a predicted model, not a curated record.
AGUAUUCCAGAUUUAUUCAAACUAUCGACUUCUUCAGUUCUACAAAAGAAUAAAAUUUCUGUUAUGAAUAUCGGGUGCUUUGCAGCAUGCUGACCGGAGGAGAAAUUCUUCUCAAGUGUUUCUAUUUGUUGAUAUGCUUACUUUUCAAAAAAGUGCUUCAGUUUUAAACGUCCAAUCAAUUUUCCAAAACCAUGUAAAUAUUACAGUGUUAUUUGAAAUUAUGAAAGUGAUUGAAUUGUAGAAUGUCACAAGCAGGUGGGAAAAAAGGAGCUGGAAAAGGUCCUUCUAAGGAUAAAAAUGAAGAUAAUAAGGAAAAAGAUAAAACAGGUAAUAAUAAAGAAACAAAAGAAAAAGAGAAAGAUGAAACUACCAGUAAUCCAGAAGGCGAGGAAGGAACUGCAUCAAAACCACAAAGCGCCGGUGCUAGCAUCAGGGAUGCCGCCCAAAGGAUCCUUGUUCUGUGCCAAAAAGGAGAAUGGGGACCGGUGGAUCAAAUUCUUAAGUCAAUGGAGAAGGCGAUUGCUAAUGCUGGAGAAGAUGCAAAUAAUGUACCUCUGGCAGGAGUUCUGGAUUUGGCUACCGGAAUGACACCUUUAAUGUAUGCAGUAAAAGACAAUCGAACGUCGCUCAUAGAUAGAAUGAUUGAGCUGGGGUCUGAUGUAGGAGCCAGAAAUAAUGACAAUUACAAUGUACUUCACAUAUCUGCAAUGCAUUCCAGGGAAGAUGUUGUCAAACUUCUGCUUGGUAAAAGAGGAGUGGAUCCAUAUUCAACAGGAGGGAGUCGAAAUCAAACGGCAGUACAUUUGGUAGCUUCGAGACAGACUGGAACAGCAACUGCCAUUCUUAGGGCUCUUCUCCAAGCUGCUGGAAAAGAUAUCAGAUUAAAAGCAGACGGAAGAGGUAAGAUACCCCUGCUCCUCGCAGUAGAAGCAGGAAAUCAGUCUAUGUGCAGAGAGUUAUUAAGUGCACAAACGGCGGAACAAGUUAAAGCACAAUCAGCCAAUGGAGAUACCGCUCUUCAUCUAGCAGUUCGACGAAAAGAUAUCGAUAUGGUGAGGAUUUUAGUGGAUUACGGUACCAGUGUGGAUAUUCGAAAUGGUGAAGGACAAACUCCAUUACAUAUUGCGGCCGCUGAAGGAGAUGAAGUACUGGUAAAAUAUUUUUAUGGAGUUCGAGCUUCAGCAAGUGUUACCGACAAUCAAGAUAGAACACCAAUGCAUUUAGCGGCUGAAAAUGGACACGCGAAUAUAAUAGAACUAUUAGCAGAUAAAUUUAAAGCGAGCAUUCUAGAAAGAACCAAAGACGGUUCUACUCUGAUGCAUAUAGCGUCACUAAAUGGCCAUGCGGAUUGUGCAAUGAUGCUUUUCAAGAAAGGAGUCUACUUACAUAUGCCAAAUAAGGACGGAGCUAGAAGUAUUCAUACUGCCGCAAGAUAUGGUCACGUAGGAAUAAUCAAUACGCUUCUGCAAAAAGGAGAAAAAGUCGACGUAACAACAAAUGAUAAUUAUACUGCCUUACAUAUAGCCGUCGAAUCUUGCAAACCUCUCGUCGUUGAAACAUUACUUGGGUACGGAGCUGACGUACACGUGAGAGGUGGUAAACUUAAAGAAACCGCAUUGCAUAUAGCGGCUAGGGUUAAAGAUGGGGAAAAAUGUGCAUUGAUGUUGCUAAAGUCUGGAGCUGGUCCCAAUCUAGCCACUCAUGAUGGACAAACACCUGUGCACGUUGCAGCCAAAUAUGGUAACCUAGUAACUUUGUUAUUGUUACUAGAAGACGGUGGCGAUCCACAGUAUAAAAACAAGAAGGGAGAAACUCCAUUACACUUAGCUGCAAGAGGCUGCAAAGCAGAAGUAGUUCAAGCACUGAUAAACUUUAUGAAAGAAAGUAAAGGCGAAGAAAAAGCAGCAGCAUACGUUAACGAAAUAAAUGACAACGACGAAAGCGCUCUUCAUUAUGUUUGUGCUGUAACAACCGAGGAGGUUGAAGUGCCAAAUUCGGACAGAAACGUUGCAAAAAUUUUAUUAGAAAGUGGAGCUGAUGUAAAACUUCUUACCAAACAACAUGAAUCCGCUUUUCAUUACGUCGCUUUAGCUGGCAAUAAUGGUGUUUGUAUGGAAAUGAUAUCGCAUAUGACACCUACGGAUUCUCAAAAAGCACUUAAUCGACAAAACGAUCAUGGCUGGACGCCACUUCUUAUAGCAUCGCGGAAAGGACACAUAGAAUUGGUAAACAAUCUUCUCGCGAACCACGCAAGAGUAGAUGUAUUUGAUUUAGAAGGUCGAUCUGCUUUACAUUUAGCUGCCGAGCAAGGUUAUCUCCAAGUAUGCGACUCCCUUCUCACCCACAAGGCUUUCAUAAAUUCAAAAUCAAGAAACGGAAGAACAGCUCUACAUUUAGCAGCCAUGAAUGGAUACGUCCAUCUCGUAAAGUUUUUGAUAAAAGACCAUAACGCUGUCAUCGAUAUUCUAACGUUAAAGAAACAAACACCACUCCAUUUAGCAGCAGCAGCCGGUCAAAUAGAAGUUUGCAAAUUAUUAUUAGAACUAGGCGCUGACAUCGAUGCUACAGAUGAACAAGGUCAAAAGCCUAUUCACGCAGCCUGCCAAAAUAAUUAUUCCGAAGUUGCCAAAUUAUUUUUACAACAACAUCCAAGUCUUGUGAUGGCCACUACAAAGGAUGGUAAUACUUGUGCGCAUAUAGCCGCCGCGCAAGGUAGUGUAACUGUAAUAGAAGAGUUGAUGAAAUUCGAUAGACAAGGAGUAAUAUCAGCCAGAAAUAAGCUAACAGAUUCCACUCCUUUGCAAAUGGCUGCGGAAGGCGGACACGCCGAAGUGGUUAAAGCUUUAGUCAGAGCUGGCGCUAAUAUAACAGAUGAAAACAAAUCCGGUUUCACCGCUGUACAUCUAGCGGCCGAAUACGGCCACUUACAGGUCCUAGAAGUAUUAAGAUCUUCCAAUAGUUUGAGAAUCAUCAGUAAGAAACUCGGUGUUACUCCACUUCAUGUUGCGGCUUAUUUCGGACAAGCUGAUACAGUUCGAGAACUUUUGACCCACGUACCUGGAACUGUAAAAUCAGAUGCUCCGAACGGAGCUUCACUUGUUCCUGCUCUUGGAAAUGAAUCAGGAAUGACGCCUCUACAUCUAGCAGCUUUUUCAGGCAAUGAAAACGUAGUUAGAUUACUGUUGAAUUCAGCAGGAGUUCAAGUUGAUGCUGCAACACACGAAAAUGGCUACAAUCCGAUGCAUUUAGCAUGCUACGGUGGUCAUGGUACAGUCGUUGGAUUAUUGCUGAGUCGUUCAGCAGAGUUAUUGCAAAGUCAUGAUAAACAUGGAAAAACAGGUCUACAUAUUGCUGCCCAGCACGGACAUUUGCAAAUGGUGGAAGUUUUAUUGGGUCAAGGUGCUGAAAUUAACUCGCAGGACCGAAACGGAUGGACUCCUUUACAUUACGCAGCUAGAGCAGGUCACGUUGAUGUAGUAAAAUUAUUAGUAGAAUCAGGAGCUUCGCCGAAAGCGGAAACUAAUCUUGGAGCUGUUCCAAUUUGGUUCGCCGCUUCCGAGGGGCAUCACGCUGUCUUGGAAUAUUUAAUGACCAAGGAACACGAUACAUAUGCCUUGAUGGAAGAUAGACGAUUUGUGUACAACCUUAUGGUCUGUUCGAAAAAUCACAACAACAAACCAAUAGAAGAAUUCAUCUUAGUAUCACCUGCACCCGUGGAUACCGCAGCAAAACUGUCGAAUAUACUAAUCGUUCUAUCAAACAAAGAAAAAGAGAGAGCGAAGGAUCUAAUAGCAGCAGGAAAAUAUUGCGAAGCUAUGGCAACUGAACUUCUAGCUCUAGCGGCUGGUGCGGACUCAGCUGGAAAGAUUUUGACUGCGACUGAUAGGAGAAACGUAGAAUUUUUAGAUGUAUUAAUAGAAAACGAACAGAAGGAAGUUAUUGCACAUACUGUAGUGCAACGUUAUCUCCAGGAAUUGUGGAGAGGAGCCCUCAACUGGACGGCGUGGCGGACGUUGUUAUUGUUCGUGUUUUUCAUAAUAUGUCCUCCAGUGUGGAUAGCAUUCACUCUUCCGUUAGGUCACAAAUACUAUAAAGUUCCGAUAAUUAAGUUCAUGUCGUAUUUAACUUCACACGUCUACCUCAUGACGUUUUUAUUAAUAGUUGCCAUAACUCCUCCUUAUCCUGUAUUGAGGAGAAGUUUGUUGCCUUAUUCGUACGAAUGGAUAUUAUUGGUUUGGUUAAGCGGACUUUUACUAUUCGAGUUAACCAAUCCUAGUGAUAAAUCGGGCUUAGGUUGGAUCAAAAUAUCCGUACUGUUGUUUAGUAUAUUCGGCGUGGGUGUACAUUUGUUGGCAUUUUUGCUAAACGAUAAAGUUAUAUGGCCUACUUUAUUGUACUGUAGAAAUCAACUGUUCGCUUUGAGUUUUGUAUUAGCUUGUGUUCAAAUUUUAGAUUUUUUAUCGUUUCAUCAUUUGUUCGGGCCGUGGGCUAUCAUUAUUGGUAAUUUAAUGAAAGAUUUAGCUAGAUUUUUAGCCGUUUUGGCUAUUUUCGUAUUUGGAUUUUCGAUGCAAUUUGUCGCAUUAAAUCAACCGUUUGCAAAUUUAACCCCUACUGAAUUGAUACGACUCAACAGACAAGGCGUUUUGAAACCAGGAUAUUUUCUAGACGUGAUAAUGAGUCCAAUAUUGGCGUUCGAGCUGUUAUUUUUCGCCGUCUUUGGCCAAACGACGUACGACGAACUGACAGUGAAACACAGAGAUCCGAAAAUACCCCCGUUUCGACCCUUAUGGACGGACAACCUCUUCAAAGUGGUAUUUGGCAUCUACAUGUUGGUUUCGGUGGUUGUGCUCAUUAACCUUCUAAUUGCAAUGAUGUCGGACACGUACCAGCGCAUACAGGCUCAAUCUGAUAUUGAAUGGAAAUUUGGACUGAGUAAAUUAAUACGUUCGAUGCAUAGAACGACUACAGCACCAUCGCCCAUCAACUUAAUAACAACAUGGUUAUUCUAUCUAGUUGACAUUUGCAAAAAAAGAGAUUUUCUUCCAGUGAAGGCCCGAAAACGCCAGAGUUUGGUUCAUCUGAUGGGGACUUUCCAAAAAUCAACCCAGCUGAGUCCUCGUUCUAAAGCUGGAGCGAAAUGGCUUUCCAAAGUUAAAAAGGGUCGUCAAAUUGCUCCAAAAGAAUCCGUCGCACUAUCAGUGGCUCAUCUGAGUCCUUUGGGCUCUCAACUGAGUUUCUCUAUGCAAACAACUAGAAUCGAACACGUUACAGAUUGGGAAGCUAUAGCUAAAAAAUAUAGAGCGCUAAUGGGUGAAGUGGACGAGACGAAAGAUAAGACUAAUGAAAGCGAAGAGGAAGGAACUGAAGAAGAAGUUCUUACGGCAAAUGCUAUACCAGUACAAAAUUCAUUUGGGUAAACUGUUGUUAACAUUAAUAUACCAUGUGAUAGUUUGACUAUUGAAAUUAAAAAUUAAAUUGUAUAAUUCACGUUUAAUUUUCAUCAGAUGGUAUAUGCUACUAACAAAACAAGACAUUUUCGAUUCAAUAAAUAUUAUAACAAAUAUUUUAUAUAUUCAACUAGAAGUAGAACUUUAUACAUCUUCUAAAUAUAACUGUAAUAAAAUAAAUAAUAUAAAGU